Cannabis sativa is the source of this 834-nucleotide messenger RNA. RefSeq lists its product as uncharacterized. The transcript has 3 exons. Bases 1 to 834 code for a protein of 277 amino acids. Gene Ontology annotation, biological process: DNA integration. The record is from RefSeq and is a predicted model, not a curated record. Gene Ontology annotation, molecular function: nucleic acid binding. NCBI's taxonomy places the organism in Eukaryota, Viridiplantae, Streptophyta, Magnoliopsida, Rosales, Cannabaceae.
AUGGCUAAGUAUUUAGAGAAGGUUCAGAAGAACUUGGAAAGAUUCGAUGACUUUAAAAUCGAGCAAAUUCCAAGAGAACAAAACUCUAACAUUGAUGCCCUGGCAAAAAUGGCCUCCCAAAAUGAUUUGGAUGAAUUAAACUUGGUUCCAAUGGAGAUGCUAAGCGAGACAAAUAUAUGUGAAAAGGAAGACGUAGACAACUCUCCUACAUGGAUGACUCCUAUAAUCAACUCUGUACUCGACAGGCAACUUCCAACUGACAAAAACGAGGCACAAAAACUCUUAUACUCACAGCAAACGAAAUCAUCAGAGAAAUUGAUGAAGGAUUUUGUGGGGAUCAUGCAGAGGUUCUCACAUAUACCUCACGUGCCGCCAACGGAUGUAAGGAUGAUGGCCUCACCUUAUCCAUUUGCUAUAUGGAGGAUUGAUCUAAUCAGGGCAUUACCCACCGGGAGAAGAGGAUCCAAGUACGCAGUGGUAGCAGUUGACUUCUUCACUAAAUGGACUGAGGCUGAGCCUCUUGUUUACAUAACCUGCAAGAAAGUCCUCAACUUCAUUGUCAAGAACAUUGUCUGUAGGUUUAUAAUUCCCAAGAAUAUAGUAUCCGAUAACGGAACUCAAUUUGAUGGCGACUUGUUCACUGAGUUCUGCGAGAGGAACAAAAUAAUUAAGAGCUUCUCGUCAGUAUCCAGGCCUCAGGCGAAUGGACAAGUGGAAGCUGUUAAUAAAACCUUAAAGGAUACUAUUAAGAAGAAGCUAGAUGCUGCCAAAGGCAGGUGGGUCGAAAGCUACCACAAGUACUUUGGGCUCAUAGAACUACCGAAAAGACAGUAA